Molecule: messenger RNA, 5324 nt
Organism: Pipistrellus kuhlii (Kuhl's pipistrelle)
Lineage: Eukaryota; Metazoa; Chordata; Mammalia; Chiroptera; Vespertilionidae
Product: obscurin
Exons: 26
Coding region: 1-5232 (1743 amino acids)
Biological process (GO): protein phosphorylation
Molecular function (GO): protein kinase activity; protein binding; ATP binding
Source: RefSeq, a predicted model, not a curated record
AUGGACCCUCUCGAAGCCAGUUUACUGCUGACGCGGCUGCAUGAGAGCAGCAGAAAGAGGGGCAUGGCCUUGGGGCCGAGGACCCUGCCUGGCACCAGCACCUACCUGCUUCACAGCUGCCGUGCCGCCGUCCCGCCCCCCACUGCCCCGGAGCGAGUGGACCAGAGCACAACUGUCCAGAGGACACCGGUGGGCCCGGAGGCUCCGGAAACCUCCGGCCUGGGCCCCAGGGAGCCACUUGCUCUCCAGAAGGCCACCUCCCCGCUCCCGGGCACUGAGGCUGCAGACGAACCUGGCCCCGGCCUCCCACCAGCAGCCUCCGGGAAGGUGCCGGAGCCUCUCCCUCCUGGGAGCCAGGACCAGGGCGCAGGGGCUCCUGCCGCGGCACACGAACGCGUGGUGCCCAUCAGGAUGGAGAGCGCGGCCUGGCCGGGGACACAGGCCCCUGAGCUCUGGGAUGUCUGCAGCCACGUGUUCACAGAGACCACGCACCGGACAUACGUGUACAAGGCCGGCGACCCGGGUGCCGCAGCAAGGCCCCCGUCCAUGCAGGUCACCAUCGAGGACGUGCAGGCACAGGAAGGCGGCACAGCACAAUUCCAGGCGGUCAUCGAGGGCACCCCGCAGCCCACGGUGACCUGGUAUAAGGACGGCGUCCAGCUUGUGGACAGUGCGCGGCUCAGCCAGCAGCAGGAGGGGACAACCUACUCCCUGGUGCUGAGGGAGGUGGCCCAGCUCGAUGCCGGGGUCUACACCUGCCUGGCCCAGAACGCUGGUGGCCAGGUGCUGUGCAAGGCGGAGCUGCUGGUGGGUGGAGGGGCCAGUGACCUGGGCUCAGAGAAGCAGAGCUAUCGGAGAAAACUACACUCUUUCUACGAAGUCAAGGAAGAGAUUGGGAGAGGUGUGUUCGGCUUUGUGAAGAGGGUGCAGCACAAGGGCAACCAGAUGUCCUGUGCGGCCAAGUUCAUCCCCCUGCGGAGCAGGACGCGCACCCAGGCCUACCGGGAGCGAGACGUGCUGGCAGAGCUGAGCCACCCGCUGGUCACCCGGCUGCUGGACCAGUUUGAAACUCGCAAAACCCUCAUCCUCGUCCUGGAGCUGUAUCCAGCCCCCAGCCCCAAGCCCCAGGCGCCCGAGGAGGGAGCGCGCCUCGGGAGAGCAGGGGUCCCCCGGGCGCUGCGGGUCAAGGUCUACAUCCAGCAGCUGGUGGAGGGUUUGCACUACCUGCACAGCCACGGCAUCCUCCACCUGGACAUAAAGCCCCCCAACAUCCUGAUGGUGCACCCUGCCCGGGAAGACAUUAAAAUCUGCGACUUCGGCUUUGCUCAAAGAGUCACCGUGGCAGAGCCACAGUAUAGCGAGUACGGGUGCCCCGAGUUUGUGUCCCCGGAGAUCAUCGAGCAGACGCCUGUGAGCGAGGCCUCUGACAUCUGGGCCAUGGGGGUCAUCUGCUACCUCAGCUUGACCUGCGCGUCCCCAUUUGCGGGCGAGAGUGACCGAGCGACCCUCUUGAACGUGCUGGAGGGGCGGGUGUCCUGGAGCAGCCCGGUGGCUGCUCACCUCAGCCAGGACGCCCAGGACUUCAUCAAGGCUGCCCUGCAGAGGGCCCCCCAAAGGCGGCCCAGCGCAGCCCAGUGCCUCGCCCACCCCUGGUUCCAGGGAGCCAAAGGUCUUCCCCAACACACGUGCUUUCUCUCCUGGCCCCCCCAGAAGUCCCUGCCGGCGGAGGAGGCCCACUUCAUCAACACCAAGCAGCUCAAGUUCCUCUUGGCCCGCAGCCGCUGGCAGCGCUCCCUGAUGAGCUACAAGUCCAUCCUGGUGAUGCGCUCCAUCCCCGAACUGCUCCGAGGCCCGCCCGACAGCCCAUCGCUCGGGGUGGCCCGGCACCUGCGCGGCGAGGCCGCCUCCUCCAGCAGCUCCUCGUCCUCCGACAACGAGCUGGCGCCCUUCGCCCGCGCCAAGUCGCUGCCGCCGUCCCCGGUGACGCACUCGCCGCUGGUGCACCCGCGGGGGUUCCUGCGGCCGUCGGCCAGCCUGCCCGAGGAGGCCGAGGCCUGUGCCCCCCGGGAGCCCGCGCCGCCCGGGGGCGCAGAGCCCGCCGCCGCCCCCGCCCCGGGCUGCGUGCCCCGGCAGAGCGUCAUCCGCAGCCUGUUCUACCAGCAGGCCGAGCAGAGCCCGCCGCGCGGGGCCCCGGCCACGGCCACGGCCACGGCCACGGCCACGGCCACGGGCAGGCGGGUGCCCGCGCGGCGGAGACACCUGCUCAAGGGCGGCUACUUCGCGGGCGCCGUGCCCGGACUGCGGGAGCCGCUGCUGGAGCACCGCGCGCUGGAGGAGGCGGCCGCCCGGGAGGAGGGGGCUGCUCCUGCGGCCUCGGCACCCUCCUCAGAGAGGUCCACCAGGGCCUCCGGAGGCCCCUGCCGCGGCCAUUCCCUGGGCUCCGAUUGUCCCCGCGGGGCCGGGCACUCCGGAGAGGCCUGCCAGGAGGGGCAGGGUCUCUCACCCACCCUCUGGGGCCUCCAGGCUGAAACAGGAGGGCAGAGCGUGGCCAGAGAGGUGGAAGGGCAGAGACCAUUUCCAUCUCCUGGAGGAGAUCCGCGCCUUGCUGAGCAAGAGAGGUCCUCCCAGGACAGCUGUGGGGGGCAGCCAGCUCCCUUUUCUCACCCCCAGGCGGGCCCUGCCACCGGGAAGGGCUCUGGUGCAACCCCGAGCACCUCCCUCUCCCGGGGACUGCAGGCUCCCUCCCCCCCAGCGCAGGCAGGCCUCCAGGCAGGCCCUAAGAGCGGGCUGGAGGCCACCCUGUUCCCUGCGGGGCCCGGGCUGCCCAGCUCUCCGGGGCCAGCCUCCCCCUCUGGCCUGGACACCGAGGACCUGUGGGAGUCCGAGCCCAGCCCCUCGCAGCCUCAGGAGCAGGCCACCUCACGCAAGUUCUCCCUGGGGCAGCCUGGAGGCUUUGCCGGGCUGGCCGGCUACGGCGCCUUCGCCUUCGGUGGGGACGCGGGCGGCAUGCUGGGGCAGGGGCCCCUGUGGGCCCGGAUGACCUGGGCCGCCUCUCAGUCCCUGGAGGAACAGGACGAAGCAGGGGCCGAGAGCCCCCUCCCCCAGGCCAGCGCGGUGCCCCUGCCCGAGGGCAGCGGGGCCAGGGGGUCCCAGGUGUCGCUGGUGCAGAUCCAGGACCUGUCCCUGUCCCUGUCGGGGGACAUGGAGGCAGCGGACACCAUGUCUCUGGAUAUAUCGGAGGUGGAGCCUGCCUACCUCAACCUGUCACACCUGUACGACAUCAAGUACCUUCCCUUUGAGUUCAUGCUCUUCCGGAAGAUGCCCAAGCUGGAGCUGCCCCCGUCCCCAGCGUGGGAGCCCGAGGAGGAGCUGGCUGGGCUCCCGGAGGCCCCCUGGUCCUGGCAGGGCGGGCUGGGCCUGGAGAUCAGGGAGGAGCCGGAGGACAGCGCGGCCCUGCUCCGGGAGGCAGACGGCAGCAGGAAGCGCAAGUGGUCACCCCCCUCCGGUGGCCCCCGGAGAGUCCCGGGGAGGCGUGCCCUGCUGGAAGAGCCGGUGGAACUGGGGCUGCGUCAGAGGGUGAGGGCCUCGGUGGCCCAUAUCUCCAGCCUCCUGAGGGGCAGGCCUCAAGGUCCAGAGAAGGAGGGUCCCCCUAGGAAAAAGGCAGGCCUGGUUUCGUUCCGGCUGUCGGGUCUGAAGAGCAGAGACCAAGCGCCGACCUUCCUAAGGGAGCUUGCAGAUGAGACGGUAGUCCUGGGCCAGUCUGUGACUCUUGCCUGCCAAGUGUCGGCCCAACCAGCUGCCCAAGCCACUUGGACUAAAGACGGGGUCGUCCUGGAAAGCAGCAGCCGCCUCCUCAUCUCCUCCACACUGAAGAACUUCCACCUUCUGACCAUCCUGGUGGUGACCUCUGAGGACCUGGGAGUGUACACAUGCAGCGUGCACAACGCCCUGGGCAUGGCUGCCACCACAGCUGUCCUCCGAAAGGCCGAGCGCCCCUCGUCCUCCCCGCGCCCGGACAUCGGGGAGGUGUAUGCUGAUGGCGUCUUGCUGGUCUGGAAGCCCGUGGAGUCCUAUGGCCCCGUGACCUACAUCGUGCAGUGCAGCCUGGAAGGUGGCAGCUGGAGCACGCUGGCCUCGGACAUCUUUGACUGCUGCUACCUGGCCAGCAAGCUCUCCAGAGGCGGCGUGUACGCCUUCCGGACUGCGUGCGUCAGCAAGGCCGGCAUGGGUCCCUACAGCAGCCCCUCUGAGCAGGUCCACCUGGGAGGGCCCAGGCACCUGGCCUCUGAGGAGAGCCGCCCCGCGCCGCCCGCCCAGCCGCUCCCCAGCACGCAGACCUUGGCCUUCCAAACACAGAUCCGAAGGGGCCGCUUCAGCAUAGUGCGGCAGUGCCGGGAGAAGGCCAGCGGCCGGGAGCUGGCCGCCAAGAUCAUCCCCUACCGCCCGGAGGACAGGACGGCCGUGCUGAGCGAGUACGAGGCCCUCAAGGGCCUGCGCAACCCGCACUUGGCCCAGCUACACGCCGCCUACCUCAGCCCCCGGCACCUGGUCCUCAUCCUGGAGCUGUGCUCGGGGCCGGAGCUGCUCCCCUGCCUGGCCGAGCGGGCCUCAUAUUCGGAGUCCGAGGUGAAGGACUACCUGUGGCAGAUGCUGAGCGCCGCCCAGUACCUGCAUGCACAGCGCAUCCUGCACCUGGACCUCAGGUCCGAGAACAUGAUCGUCACGGAGUACAACCUGCUCAAGGUGGUAGACUUGGGCAACGCCCAGAGCCUUGCCCAGGAGCAGGUCCUGCCCUCGGAGAGGUUCAGAGACUACGUGGAGACUAUGGCCCCGGAGCUCCUGGAGGGCCAGGGCGCUGUCCCACAGACGGACAUCUGGGCCAUCGGUGUGACGGCGUUCAUAAUGCUGAGCGCUGAGUACCCGGUGAGCAGCGAGGGCCCGCGGGGCCUGCACAAAGGCCUGCGCAAGGGGCUGGUCUCGCUGAGCCGCUGCUACGCGGGGCUAUCCGGGGGCGCCGUGGCCUUCCUGCAGAGCACGCUGUGCGCGCACCCCUGGGGCCGGCCGAGCGCGUCCAGCUGCCUGCAGUGCGCGUGGCUGACGGAGGAGGGCCCCGCCUGCUCCCAGCCCUCCGCCGUGACCUUCCCCACCGCCCGCCUGCGCGCCUUCGUGCGGGAGCGGGAGAAGAGGCGGGCGCUGCUGUACAAGAAGCACAACCUGGCCCACGUGUGCUGAGUGCUCCGUCCGUCCUUCUAAGCGGGGGGGGGGGGGGGGGGGGGGGGGGGGGGGUCACACUGCGGGGCCGCACCCCUGGCCUGGCCUCCGCA